Molecule: messenger RNA, 324 nt
Organism: Aspergillus affinis
Lineage: Eukaryota; Fungi; Ascomycota; Eurotiomycetes; Eurotiales; Aspergillaceae
Exons: 1
Coding region: 1-324 (107 amino acids)
Source: RefSeq, a predicted model, not a curated record
AUGCUUGAACGUCCCGGCCAGAAGACACAGAAGGCCAUGAGGCCGUGGGUUGUCUCCGACGACCAGACUGUGGAAUGGCCAGGGUUCUUCAAGGGAGUGAGUGUUCCUCAACAUCCUCAAAUCGAAAACGGGAGAUUUUUCGACAGUGCCUUCCAACCUGCCGAAGUUGAGCUUCACGAUCAAAUCCAACAGCCUCUCGGAAAUGUCUCCUUCCCCCGCGAUCAUGCGGCGUAUUUGGAUUCGGACGACGAUGUUCUAGAUAACCCCCAAGGAACAGUUGAUCGCUCAAGGCUCUCGUCCAGCUCUCAGAAAAGAUUCUAUUAG